Molecule: messenger RNA, 1065 nt
Organism: Acipenser ruthenus (sterlet)
Lineage: Eukaryota; Metazoa; Chordata; Actinopteri; Acipenseriformes; Acipenseridae
Product: cytoglobin-2-like
Exons: 3
Coding region: 220-759 (179 amino acids)
Biological process (GO): oxygen transport
Molecular function (GO): heme binding; iron ion binding; oxygen binding
Source: RefSeq, a predicted model, not a curated record
AAGGGAGUCAGAGGCACGCACACACAGGGCUGGGGAAGUUAGAGAGGGAGGCAGGGAAGGAUCUGCUGUUGACAGCGAGAGAAAGAGAGAGAGAGGGAGAGGGAGAGAGUUAGGAGUCAUCUAGUUGUAAGUGCAGGAGAAAACAAAAAAAAGAAAAGACGAAAAGGGAGCACUUGGUUUCUUUUCGUCGGGCCUCUUUCUUGGGGAGAGGGCUUCUGGAUGGAGAAGUUCCCGGGAGAAGGGGAAAUGGAGAGGCGAGAAAGAGUGGAUCAGCUCACAGAUGCAGAGAGAGUGAUGAUCCAGCACACCUGGAGCAAGGUGUACCAUCAGCGUGAGGAUGUGGGAGUCUCCAUACUCAUCAGGUUCUUUGUGAACUUCCCCUCAGCCAAGCAGUACUUCAGCCAGUUCGUGCAUAUGGAGGAUCCCGAGGAGAUGGAGCGCAGCGCGCAGCUGCGGAAACACGCCAGCCGCGUCAUGAACGCCAUCAACAGCGUGGUGGAGAACAUCUCCAACCCCGACAAGGUCUCCUCCAUCCUGGGGCUGGUGGGCAAGGCACACGCCCUCAAGUACAAGGUGGAGCCCAUGUACUUUAAAAUUCUCAGCGGGGUGCUGCUGGAGGUGCUGGGGGAGGAUUACUCGGACUGCUUCACUCCGGAUGUCCAGAGAGCCUGGACCAAGCUGAUGGGCCUCGUCUACUGGCACAUGACGGCCGCCUACAUCGAGGAGGGCUGGGUGCAGCUGUCUAGCUCCGCAGUGUGAGGGACCCGGCCUCUGAGCCCGGACGAGGCCAAUGAGAGACUGGGAGCUAUGGGAACUAUGCCAGACCUUACUGGUGUGAGACUGUGGGAGUGGUUACAUCCCUCCUUCCCCAGGAGUGUUUAAUCAAAACGUUAGCUUACUGCAUCAUCAUCGUCAUCAUCGUCAUCAUCAUCAUCUUCGUCAUCAUCAUCAUCAUCAUCAUCAUCGUCUUCAUAAGUGUAGAAGCAUGAUUUGUUUGGAGAUGCUUUACAUUGCAAAUCUAGAUUCACUCUUAACACUCCCACAAUAUAUAUAUAUAUAUAUAUA